Messenger RNA from Nicotiana attenuata, 777 nucleotides. RefSeq lists its product as uncharacterized. The coding region runs from base 362 to 733 and encodes 123 amino acids. The transcript is spliced from 6 exons. The record is from RefSeq and is a predicted model, not a curated record. Lineage: Eukaryota; Viridiplantae; Streptophyta; Magnoliopsida; Solanales; Solanaceae.
UCUCAAAAAACAAAUCGCGUCAUCAGCUCUGCCCUAGUUUCCGCCAAGCUCUGCCCGUCGCCUUUAUCUGUGUUUUCUCAAAACAAAAGUUGUGAAUCUGGUUGUGUUUGAAUUUGCCCAAGUUUUCCAUCUCGCUCGUUGAGAAUCGUUGGUUGCUUUGUUUCGCUGAUUGCUUCGCUUAUUCGAGUUCUUCGAUCUUCUUCUUCUUCCCUAACAUAAAAAUUUUGAGUCUUCCCAUCUGGACUAAUUACAACUAGCUGCGGUAGAAGUUUAUGCUCAAAGUACCAAACAAGUUUCUCACAGUUCUUGUCAUUGAAAGGCGAGAAGCAACAGGAAUGCGGCAAAUCGAGCUAAGUUGAACAUGCUUCAUCAUAUUGGUAGCAAGCCUAUUAGUGAGAUCAUUUAUCAAAAGGGUGGAAAAGAUGGCAACCCACCAGAUUUGGCAACAAUUUUCUUUGAGACCCGUAAGAAAGAUAACAAGCUUGUUGAACCUGAAGCAAUUGAAAAGCAUGCUCAAAUUGAAGAAAUAGUUCAAGCAGAUCCAUCUCUACCUAACAUAGAGAUUGUAGAAAAAUGUUGUGGACCUCAAACUCGUAGCCAUGUGUUUGGCUUUGGGGGUGGAGUGAAGGUGAAAGACUUGAAAGGUGGAACCUCUUCAAAGGCUGAAUUACUGUCCGCGCUACGUUCAACUCGAGAAGAAAAUAAAUCUUUGAAUGAGGAAAACAAUCCUUGAAUGAGCGCUUGUCUACCUUAGAAGAUGAGAUGAAAGAAAUGAGG